AUGCAUGCUCUCCCGCUCCUAUUCAGACACUCUCUCCGGACAGGAGCCGGUUUCGCGAAAUCAACAUCGCCCAAUCACGUUUCGACCACAUCGUUUGUGGUAAAGCUUGCUCCUCCUCGGCAGCGGUCACGGCUCGGAUACGUUGAUGCUUCGAUAUGCCUACGUUGCCAAUUCCGUGCUCAAACGAGAUUUUACUCUGUGCAAGGGGAUGGAGGAGGCUCUGGAAAGGAGAAUAAAGAGGGUGGCAGUCUAGAGGGGGGAAACCCGACCAGUUCGACCGACGCGAAGCGGGACCAGACUUCCUCUCCGGAUAGCAGCUCUACGUUGAAAUCGUCAGAUAAAAGCCAAGCAGAGGAGUCUAAAGAUGGCCCAGAAUCAAGAAAAGAAGACGGCGAAGCCGAAACAGGAGGAAGUCUGCCCUCUCAUUGGGAAAGUCGUCGGUCGCAUCUCUCGAAACAAUUCUCCCAAUUGAUGGACAAUCUACAAUCAAAUAUUUUCAUUGCUAAUAGACACUUGAACGACUUGACUGGCUAUUCUGCAAUUGAGGCUUUAAAGAAGAAUAUAGUAGCACAAGAGGAACAUGUCCGACAAACGCGCACCCGAGUUAGAGAAGCCAAGGAUGCAUACUCAGCCGCAAUAAACCGUCGCUCUGCUUCUCAACGUGAAGUAAACGAACUUCUCCAACGCAAACACGCUUGGACCCCAACUGACCUCGAACGAUUCACAUCACUAUAUCGCUCUGACCACGCCAACGAGAGGGCUGAAACAGAAGCCCAGGAUGCUCUCAUGGCUGCUGAGCGUGAAGCAGAAGAAGCAGCUGGCCUGUUGAGCAAGAGCAUACUUUCCCGGUACCACGAAGAGCAGAUUUGGUCUGAUAAGAUUCGACGGAUGAGCACAUGGGGAACUUGGGGCCUUAUGGGAGUCAACGUGUUGCUGUUUUUGAUCUUUCAAGUCGCUGUCGAGCCGUGGAGGAGAAAGAGGCUGGUCAAGGGUUUCGAAGAGAAAGUUAUGGAGGCCAUAGAGAAAGAGAACGGAGCUCAAAAGGAGUACGCGGAAUUGGAGGGCAAACCGGCCGUCGAGGUCAUUCCCCCAGCCGUUCAAACCCAGCGGCUCACCGAAGAGCUAGCGUCCGAGGAUCAGGGCGAAAAUAUACCCACUUUCACAUCCGCAGCACCGUCCGAUUUGUCUUCCCAAGAAAUGCAGCCCGGAUUACCCAUACAACCUGAAAUCGAGCCUGAACUUGAACCUGAACCCGAACCGAUCGUCGAACCUCCUCUUACCACGAUCCUACCACCAGAGGCCUCUUUAUCCCCCGAUUCCUGGCAACAAACGUUCCGGGAUCUAUUCAGCGAGCGACGCGUAACUCUUUCCCAACGAGACCUGACGACAGUUGCCCUAGAAAGCGCAGCCGCCGGCGCGGCUGUCAUGGGUGUGCUGAUUGCCAUUUUUAGGCCGCGGUAAAAUAAAGAAAAGAAAUCUACUAUAUGUAGUAAUAUGUGCAUGAUGCUGAAAACAGAGCUGGUUGACGGGCAAAUGGGAAGGAAAGAGGAGAGAUGUAUCCAUCGAUAUGUAAGUUUUGUAUAGAAAAAAAAUAGCGUGUGAUUAGAUUUGUAUAUAGAUAUGUUUUUUCCUUGGUU
This is a messenger RNA of Coccidioides posadasii C735 delta SOWgp, 1637 nucleotides long. It is a transcript of the gene SHE9, whose product is annotated as sensitivity to high expression protein she9. The record is from RefSeq and is a predicted model, not a curated record. NCBI's taxonomy places the organism in Eukaryota, Fungi, Ascomycota, Eurotiomycetes, Onygenales, Onygenaceae. Gene Ontology annotation, biological process: inner mitochondrial membrane organization. Gene Ontology annotation, cellular component: mitochondrial inner membrane.